This is a messenger RNA of Henningerozyma blattae CBS 6284, 1188 nucleotides long. RefSeq names its product DUF4448 domain-containing protein. The record is from RefSeq and is a predicted model, not a curated record. Bases 1 to 1188 code for a protein of 395 amino acids. The transcript has a single exon. Lineage: Eukaryota; Fungi; Ascomycota; Saccharomycetes; Saccharomycetales; Saccharomycetaceae.
AUGAUAAGCUUUCCUAAAUUCGCAUCAUAUACCACAGCCUUAUUGCUUCUGUUGAGUAAUGCAGACGCAAUUCGUUUAGCUCAACAGCCCCAUGAGAAGAUUACCACUUCUGAAGAAGCACGGCCCUGGUAUAGGACUAUCUACUCUACGGAAGUAGAACUAGUUACACCAACAGUUAUUGGUGGUGUCACCUUUAGUGCAAAACCCCCACAAUCAUCGGAAUCAUUGGCUCCUUGGGUGUCUUUAAACAAGGAAGGUGAACCAAAAAUUAUUAGACCUGAAUUGAAAAAUGGUAGAAUUAAAAAAGGACUACCUGAUUAUAAGACCUAUUUCCAAACUUUAUCUAUAAAAACACUUGGUUAUGAUGAAUUAAAAGCUAAAAACAUGGAUCCUAAUGAUGUAUUUGAAGAGGAAGUUUGGAUAGAGGAAGAUCCUACGUAUGUCAGUUUAAAUCCUAUUAUUAGAUGUACGCCGGACAGAUUCUUUCAUAAGGGUUUGGCAAGAGAAAUAAUUAGUGACCCAUUCUGCACACCACGUGAAAAUGUUGAAUGGGAAAUUGGUAAAACUUAUUUCAUUACUUGGUAUACCCACUCUUUAAUAGAUGAAUCGACUGAUAUAGUGUCUCCACAGGCUCGUAUUCAUCUUUCUUAUGUUAAAGAAUCUCCAAAGGAUGUUCGUUAUAGAAAGAGAGAUGGUUCAAUCCCAACUGCAACUUUUUUCAUGUCGAAAUGGGUUGAUAAUGUGGAUGGUGUAAUGCCAAUGGAAUUAAAAGAAGAUUGGUUACAAGGUCGUUAUGAAAGAUUGAUUAUGGUUUCUGUUCAGCCUUCUCACAUUGCAGAUGAAGAUUUCGAUCCAAUGGACAAUGGGGUUAUGAUUAGAAUGCGUCUUGGCGCUAGGGUUGUUAAGCAAGACAGAGAUGCCAUUGCUAUGAGGGAUGCAGGGAUGACUGGUGAAAAAUGGUAUUAUGUAUUAAUGGCUAUUCCUACUGCAGUAGUAGUUGCAUUGUUUGGGAUGUAUUUUUUCUUACAUUUGAACAGAGGUACAAGAGAUAUUUCUGGUAUCACUCAAAGAGAAAUUGGUAAAAAAAGAAAAGUCUUGGGGAGUUUAAAAGACAUGAAAUACGGUCAACAACACAACCAUUUGUAUUCAGAAUUACCUGUCUAUAAUAAGGGUCCAAAACAUUCUUAA